AUGGAAGGCUAUGAUGAUUGGAAACAUAUUGUGGAAGCCAUAGAAAGACAUGAGACAUCGAAAGAACAUUUGCAUUCAUGCUUUGUACAUCGACAGUGGCAAUUACAUGGAACACUAGAUGAAGAGCAAGAGUCCAUUAUCAAGAGAGAAAAAAAUUUUUGGCGCAAGGUACUCACUAGACUCCUUGAUGUUACUCUAACACUUUCAACUUGUAAUUUAGCUUUUCGUGGCCAUAGAGACCUGGUAUAUGCCCACGAUUCAGGUCCAAAAGGAAAUUUUUUGAGUAUUGUUGAGUUAUUAGCCAAAUACGAUCCUAUUUUACAAGAGUUGCUAAGCAAACCUAAGGGCCAGAUUAAAUACUUAAGUCCAAAAAUACAAAAUGAGCUCAUUGCUGUUCUGGUUCAAAAAGUGGAAAAUGCUCUGGUAAAUGAAAUAGUAACCGCACCAUUUUAUUCCAUUUUAUUUGAUACUACUCAAGAUAUUUCCAAAACAGAUCAAUUGUGUGAACUUUACCGUUACUGUAUAAUCGAGAAAGAUGAAAAUGGAACUCCAAAGACUCUGAUAUCUGACAAUAAAGGAGAGACCCGGGUAUCAUCAAAUUCAGUAACAUUAAAAACAAUGAAUCCAACUAGAUGGGCAGGACGCUUCGAUGCCAUGUUUGCUUUAAAAGUUCGGUUUGUUGAUGUUCAAAAAGCGCUUACAAAAACUAUUUUAUUAAAUUCCAAAACAGAUGAGAGAAAUGAAGCUAUCUUGCUGAAGAAGAAGAUAGAAAACUACAAUUUUAUUAUGUUGUUAGUUUUCCAUUGCAAAGUCUUGCAAACUAUAGACGCGGCUUCUAAAGCACUUCAGUCUAAAGCCAUCGAUCUUUCAAAUGCUUCAAAGCGUUUACAAGUAUGUCUAGAACAACUUGAAAAGUAUCGAAAUGAAUUUGAAGAUUUAAAAAUGGAGGCAAAUAGUAUUGCAACGAAAUGGUCUAUAAACCCUGAAUUUCCUAAAACUCGUCAGAGAAAAGUGAAACGUCAUUUUGAUGAAAUUUGUGAGGAUGAACGUCUCCAAGAUCCUGAAAGCUUGUUUAAAGUGAACGUAUUCUAUCGUGUAUUAGACAUAAUCAUUAAUCAACUGAGAUCGCGUUUCCUUGGAAUGAAUGAAAUUGUUUCCAAUUUCAGUGUCUUGCAACCUGCCACUUUACAAAAUUUGAACGAUACUGAUUUGUUGGAGAAGGCUUUAGCAUUUGUCCAUCUAUAUAAAGAAGAUAUAUCCAUCUCGUUUUGCAAGGAAAUUCUCAGUUUUCGAUCCUCUUUUAGACACGAAAUAGAAACAUCAUCUUCUAUAAGAGAACUUGCUGACUUAUUAAUAAUAAAAAAUCAUUUUAUAUCUUCAAGCUUUCCUGAAGUGUGCACUGCAUUUCUAUUAUUUCUCACCAUUCCUGUGACUACGGCUAGUGCCGAGCGAUCGUUUUCAAAACUGAAAUUGAUAAAAACUUAUUUAAGAAAUUCUAUGGGACAAGACAGGUUAAGCAACUUAGCUAUUCUAUCCAUCGAAAAUUCUAUGGCCCGAAAUUUGAACUUUGAUGAUAUCAUUACCACUUUUGCUGAACAGAAAGUCCGAAGGAAGGAAUUUUAA
Eupeodes corollae is the source of this 1623-nucleotide messenger RNA. Its product is annotated as zinc finger MYM-type protein 1-like. The transcript has a single exon. Gene Ontology annotation, molecular function: protein dimerization activity. NCBI's taxonomy places the organism in Eukaryota, Metazoa, Arthropoda, Insecta, Diptera, Syrphidae. The coding region runs from base 1 to 1623 and encodes 540 amino acids. The record is from RefSeq and is a predicted model, not a curated record.